Messenger RNA from Didymodactylos carnosus, 801 nucleotides. Lineage: Eukaryota; Metazoa; Rotifera; Eurotatoria; Philodinida; Philodinidae. The record is from the annotation of a GenBank genome assembly.
AUGGAAAGUGUAGUAUGCCAAAGAAAAAAAGUUCAAGAUAUACUGCAAAGUAAUAAUGAUGAAUAUUCAAAUGUACAAAAAAUGGAAGAAGCAACCAUAAAAUUAUUCGCAAGAAUUCAAAGUGUAUCUCAAGCAAUGAAAAAAGUGAUGAAGAAAACUGUCGAAAAAACGCCAAAAUUCUGUGGAAUAUCGAAGAAUUCUUCAUUGACGACUGAUUAUUCGGAUAUAGAAACAUUUUCUCCAUCAAUAGAUCUAACUGAAAAUUCAAUUAGUGAAAUAUCAAACUGUGAUUCUGGUAUUUCGUCAGUGUUACAUCAUUCACCAUUAUUUAUAAGAAGGUGUGAUGAUCAAUUAUUAUUUCCCUAUUCAAAUGAAUCAAAAAUCAAUUAUAUUCAAAAUGAACUUUUAACAAGUAGACCACAAAAUGAUGAUGAUAUUCAAUCGAUACAUCAACACAUUUAUUCUUUAUUACCUCUGGCUGAAAGUAGUAGAUAUAAUAAUGAUGAUAAAUCGGAUAUUCUAUUAUUUCGUCAAGAAGAUGAUAUGUAUACAUUAUAUGAACAACAUGAUGAUAAACAAUUAUUUUCUAGUACACGAAAUGAUGAAUGUGGUCCUCUAACAUCGACAACCAUUGAUAUAUGGCAUUCUGUUACUCGUACAUAUUCAGCAACAUUUAAACAAGAUUUAUCAGUUAAAAAAUAUGAACAAAUUCAAAUAAUUAAAACAACUCAUCCACAUUGGUUUUGGGUGAAAAAUGAGAGAAAUGAAGAGGGAUAUAUUCCGACAGAUUGUCUUGUGUAA